This is a messenger RNA of Gastrolobium bilobum, 1308 nucleotides long. Its product is annotated as bZIP transcription factor 53. The record is from RefSeq and is a predicted model, not a curated record. The coding region runs from base 497 to 928 and encodes 143 amino acids. Gene Ontology annotation, cellular component: nucleus. Lineage: Eukaryota; Viridiplantae; Streptophyta; Magnoliopsida; Fabales; Fabaceae. The transcript has a single exon. Gene Ontology annotation, molecular function: DNA-binding transcription factor activity; transcription cis-regulatory region binding. Gene Ontology annotation, biological process: positive regulation of DNA-templated transcription.
UUUCCCUAUAAAACUUGACCUUCACUUUCAUGUUUAUCUUCUUCGAAUAAACCUUUUCACCUACCCAUCUAUUAGAAAACCAUUCACCCAAUCUCUUGUUUGUUUCAUAACUCUUGUUCAAUCGGUGAUUUCCCUUCUCCUUUUCGGAAAAUUGUGUGUUUUCAGCCAGUGCAGUUCUUCCAAUCUAGGACUGAGUUAGAUUAAUAGAUUUCUUUCUGCGUGGAGAGCACAGGGCUUUUGCAGAACACCUCGAUGUUUACGGAAUUUCUAUGACCCUCGCCAACCUUAUGCGUCGAAUUCGUCUUCUGCACUCCUUCUCCGUUGCGUUCCUCUACUGGUUCUACGUGUUCUCAUGAACUUCCUCUCAAUUCCUUGAUCUCUCUGUUUUUUUUUUUAGUUUUCUAGCAAAUUAGAUCCGCAAAUUUUAUUUCCAUAAUCUUGAGAAAAUCAUCCAUCGAAAAACUCGUUGCUCCAAAUCGGUUGAGAAGAGAAAGAAAUGGCCUCGACUCAGCGUCCUGUAAGUUCAGGAUCGGAAGGUGGAGAUCCGCAGAUGGACGAGAGGAAGAGGAAGAGGAUGCUGUCGAACCGCGAAUCGGCGAGGAGAUCGCGGAUGAGGAAGCAGAAACAGAUGGAAGACCUAACCAACGAAGUGAGCAGAUUGCAAAGCGAGAAUAAGCAGCUAGCUCAGAGCAUAAAGGUGAAGGAGGAACAGUACGCGGAGAUGGAAGCAGCCAAUGACAUCGUGAAGGUUCAGACAAUGGAACUCGCUGAUCGAUUGCGCUUUUUGAACUCCAUCCUUGAGAUCGCUGAAGAUGUUAAUGUGUUCUCCGAUGAGAUCCCUCUGAUACCAGAUUCUCUCCUCAACCCCUGGCAGAUUCCUUAUCCAAUUCACCCCAUUAUGGCCUCCGCAGAUAUGUUAAUGCAUUGAUAACAAGGCUUGUUUCCUUAGUUCCUUUGGGCUGGCAUUUCUAGUCUUAUGUUAUCAGUGAAUAAAGAGAGGGACUGGUGGGUGUGGAAGCUAAGAUGUUAUAUUUGUUUGUUGUUGUUGUUGUUGUUGUUGUAAUGUGUAUGUUUUGUGUUAAUGGCGUUGUCUUGUUUUGUUUAUGUGUGCAAUUUUGUUCAGUUAUCUUGAAUUUAGUCGUUCGCCGCCCUCGAUUGCAUGAUACAAUUGUGAUUUGAUCGGCUUUUAUUUAGUGGUUUCUUCACCGGAGCUUCUAGGCCAUGGGCUGUAUUCCAUGUGUUGUGUAAUUUAUUUAGUUAAACGAAGUUAAUAUUCCAUAAUGUACAACCCAUGUAUUUUGUAAUUUA